This is a messenger RNA of Colletotrichum scovillei, 1646 nucleotides long. Its product is annotated as FMN-dependent dehydrogenase. Lineage: Eukaryota; Fungi; Ascomycota; Sordariomycetes; Glomerellales; Glomerellaceae. Gene Ontology annotation, molecular function: oxidoreductase activity; FMN binding. The record is from RefSeq and is a predicted model, not a curated record. The coding region runs from base 335 to 1516 and encodes 393 amino acids. The transcript has 2 exons.
CACGAACGCUGAAGCAACGAAGCUUCCUUCUGGUUGGGACCGAUCCAGUCUGACGGGUCACGGUUCGACGGUAGUUCAUCCGCCCUCGAGUGAAUUGGGUAACUUGCAGCGGUUCACGAGACCGCCGGGCGGAUACCGAGCAUGCACCGAGUGACGCGAUCCAUCGUGGGCCCGAGAUCGGACCGUCACUCGGUCGAGUAAAUAAAGCUCCGAGUCCCGUCCUCUCGCGCUGAUAAGGUUUCCAAUUGCUUGAUCUUUGACGACGAUAGCUUCUCUCCUGAACCUGGGCCUCUACUACCAAGCAACACCAGGCAGACGUAGCAAUCGAGGCAAGAUGACGCUUAUCAAAGAGCCAAUCACGGAGCCGGUGAACAUCGCCGACGUCCAUAAGAUCGCGCAACAGAAGCUCGCCAAGCCAGUAUGGGAUUACUACGUGACCGGCGCCGAUGACGAGUACACACUCGCGCGGAAUCAUGAAGCCUACAACGACAUCCUCCUCCGACCUCAAAUGCUUCGCAACGUGAGCGACAUUGAUACCUCAACCACAAUCUUCGGCAAACGUUACGAUAUCCCGAUCGCGAUCGCACCGAGCGCCUAUCAGAAACUAGUCGGCGGGGAGGGCGAGCUCGACGUUGCUCGCGCCGCGUUCAACCUCGGAACCAACCUCACACUAUCAAGCAACGCCACGACUUCUCUCGAGGAUGUCUCAGCAGCAAUCCCUCAGCGCGGCCCAGAUUACCCCCGUCCUUGGUUCCAGCUCUACUUCCUCGGCAGCCGAGAUCUCACGGCGAAGCUCAUCAAGAGAGCCGAGAACGCGGGGUACGAGGCCUUGGUCCUGACAGUCGACACUGUUAUCUUGGGCAACCGCCUGCAAGAACGGAGAACCCCUCUGGAGCUCCCUCCAGGAAUUGCUAUGGCCAAUGUUGAGUCGCGCAAGUCCGGAGCCAUUUCCACAGCCGGUCUGCUCUUGCGCGCUAAGACGAUGGCGGAGCACAAGAAGAUCCAAGAAGAGAACCACGACCAUCUCGUCGACGCCAGCUUGGAGUGGAACGAGGUUAUUCCUUGGCUGAAGUCGCAAACCAAGAUGAAGAUCAUUUUGAAGGGAAUUUUGACUGCGGAAGAUGCGCAAAGAUCAGUAGAGGCUGGCGUAGACGCCAUCGUUGUGUCAAACCACGGUGGGCGCCAACUUGACGGUGUGCCGUCGACAAUUGAGGCGUUACCUGAGAUCACGGACGUUGUGAGAGGCAGGAUCCCAGUCAUUGUCGACGGCGGUAUCACAAGGGGAACCGAUGUGUUCAAGGCCCUCGCCCUCGGCGCCGAUCUGGUUCUCAUCGGCAGAACUGCACUGUGGGGAUUGGCUUGGGAUGGCCAGAAGGGAGUCGAGGGAGUUCUCAACAUCCUCGAGAGAGAGUUGACAAGAGCUAUGGCACUGAUGGGAACCGCAAAGCUCAAGGACAUCUCAAGAGGUCUGCUUGGACGGGCCAGGCAGAACGGGUUCGGUGUUGCGAAGCUAUAGAUAUGGGUGUUUCAUCCUUUCAUGGAGUAGUCAUGACCCAGGCAAGAUAAUCUUAGAUUGGAUUUUGUUUGCUUUCUAGCCAAGCCUCAACGUAUUAGACGAUAGAUCAAUGCCAAUUUCAUUCAUUCUG